AUGAUGAACAACCAAUACACUCCUAACUCAAACAUAAAUGGUAAUUUCCCAAACCAACAAUCAUUUAAUCAGUAUUAUGGUCAACCCAACCAAAUGACACAACCAUACAACCCUGUCAUUAAUCAAAAUGAAAUAAAAAUACCUCCUACUAUGUUAUACGCUAAUCAACCUAUUGGAUAUAGUACAUAUCCUUUUUAUAAUCAACAACCAACCCCUUCUCUCCCUCAAAAACCAUUAACUUCUUCUAAUGACACUUUAUUAGCUCCUCCACAUGACAACAACUCUAUUGCUAUUCCUAUGACUCAAGAACAAGCACAAACACCAAAAAAGACUUGUCAACAAAAACUCAUCACAGCAUUUAUAACCUCUUUAUUUCUUUUCUUCUUCUUGGUUUUCUUUAUUACCUUCUUCAGUGUUAUGGGAAAUAUGUUUUUCCUCAUGCUUUCAAACUAA
Molecule: messenger RNA, 453 nt
Organism: Entamoeba nuttalli P19
Lineage: Eukaryota; Evosea; Mastigamoebida; Endamoebidae
Exons: 1
Coding region: 1-453 (150 amino acids)
Source: RefSeq, a predicted model, not a curated record